UUUGUGAUGGGAAGAAAAUUGGCGUGACAGCUGCGUUGUUGCGAACUGAAGUCUGAACGUCACUAAAACAGUUAGCACCAUCUUUUGACCCUCCGCCUUUGACUCCCGUCCUUAAACGCUACACUAUAACAUUUAACAAUAGAAAACAUACAACUAAACUUAAGAGUAACAAUUGUAAUCAUAAUUGGAAUUGUUUUCAAACUCACUUUUUAUGUCUCCCACGACAGCGUCCGUUUUAACCAAUUAUGCAAAUGAAGCUUUUAUGUCAUCUAGCUUUUUUUCUAGCAACUUUUUAUGACAGCCAAUGCUACUUUCUUGACUGAGCAGUUUGCAACGAUGCAAUGUAGUGAUGUCACUUCCUGUCUCGUGUGCCUGGUUGCUGUGGCAACGAACGCUUCCUCGCGCUCAAAAUAGAAGCGCGCUUGUAUUGACGUAAAACAAUGGCGGACAUGUUCUCGUUAAAACGGUCGGUUUUGAUUUAUUUGGACAAAAGUGGCGGCCUUCAGAAACUAACAGAAGACUGCAAAUCGUUCAACGACCCCCAACAAAACGCAAUGGUGAUUUUCCGGUUCUGUGUCGGCGUUAAUCCCACUGACGUCAUAGAGGUGGACCCGGAACUGGGUGACCGUAUAUUACACCACCCACUGCAAGCAACAGCUUUGUUUCAAUCUGUGUGCUUCUUGGCCAUUAAAACACUUUCACUUAUUGACAGUGUACAUACAGAGUGUCAGGUGAAUGUCAUUUUGAAGUUGACACACCUGCCUCCAUUUCCUGACUACAAGCUGGACCUUGCUGCGUUCCCGCGUACACACUGCUGCAUGAGGCCUGUGCUCAUGGAAGGUCUGGCCAUUGCAGUCACAAGGGUCACGAAAUACACACGGGGUGCCAGGUUCCUUUGCAGCAACGACGACUGUCACUUUUAUUCAGGGUUCCACCACAUCCGGGUUCAUGCACCUGGAGCCACAGAGUCAGCAACCGUGAGAAACGACUUCAGCUGCACGACUUGCAGCUCGCCUCUCAAAGAGGACAUCCAGUUCAGAGUUUUGGGAGACAAGCAGCUGGUGGAGUUGAUCCAUGUCGACGCUCUGAAGGUUCUCAGUGCGCAUCAACAAAGCCCGCUCAGAUACCAGUCAGUCACACUGUUUCUUAGAGAUGAGCUGUGUAACACGAUGAGAAUUGGUCAACUCUACCGGGUGAUCGGCAUACCUGCGCAUGUGCACCAGUGGCCCAAUAUUACCUGGAGCGUGGAGGUCAACAACGUUCAACCAUGGGAGCCUCAGUAUCCACAUGACAUCAAUGCCAAAUUCAAGCAGCUGCUGAAGGCCACAGGGGGAUCUCCUUGGCGGUUCGCUGCCGUCAUAGUACACUGCUUUGAUUUGAAUAUGACUCCUCCGGGUCUUUAUCACACGUUGAAGCUCAGCCUGUUGCUCAGCUUGGUGCAAACGAGAGGGGACGCCAAAAGCACUUCACACUUGAAUCUUCUCGUCACUGCAGGCGACACCAUAAUAGUGGAAAGGUUAAUGAGGUACAGCUUGAACUUGUCGUGCCGUGGGGUGAGGCAUGAAGCCUCACGGGAGAUGUUUGCAUCCCUGUCCCACGACGAGCAUGGAGCGGGCACUGCUAACAUCUACGCCGGUUCUGCCUUACUUGCCAAUGGUGGGAUUUGCAUGCUUGGAGAUCUGAGCUCUUUUAGGAGGGACAAGCUGGAUGCAAUUGAGUCAGUCCUGGACAGUCGCACAGUGUCCGUGUUCAUCCCGGGGAAGAAGUAUGGCAAGGAUGCAGACCAGCACCUUACCUUCCCCAUCUCGUGCAGCUUCUGGGCCUUCGCUGACUCCACACGAAACUCUCGAAGGACAUACGAUGCUGUACUGGGAGCAGUGGAAAUGGGUCCAGUACCACCUCAGCUGGCAGCUAGCUUUGGCCUCAUCGUGAAGUGUCAGGAUCCUGCAAAAGAGCAUGCUGUACUCUCUUUGACAGUCCACACCCUCCAGCAGGCUGUGAAGCCUGGAAAACACCUCUACUCAUCCCUUGACUUUUCUACCCAGGACUACAAGGAGCUGGUGGCCUACGCACAAAGCCUGCAAGUGGAUCUGAGUCCUGCAGCACAGAAGCUGAUCCGCGGCUACUUCAUGGCCACCUGCAGAGUCCGAUCACAAAUCCACAGCAAUAAAAUGUCUGCAGCCUUCCUCAAAUUGCUGAUAUCUUUAGCAGAGGCCCACUGCAAAUUAAGCCUCAGAAGUGAAGUGCUGGAGGAAGACGCCGUGAUUGCGGUGCUCCUUUGUGAAAACUCUGUCACUCUUAAGCACGAGGGGUCUUCUGCCCUUGUUAUUCCACCCGAUGCUGUGUUUCCCCCUGAUCUGGGAGAGGAUGGCUUGCUUAGGAGAGACAAAGCCCUGGAUGAACUCCACCAGAACAUCCUCCGCUUCAUCUACACCUACGCACUAGGAGCAGAUGAGUACAUCACGGAGGAGUAGAAGGAUAAGAACCUCUGUACAGUUGUUCCAACAAAGUUCGAGUCAAAUGUGCAAUGUAGGUGGUGGCCAGUAUCAACACGUCCAGUUUGGACAGCUUGGUGUCCGGCGGCACCGACGGCAACGUUCUCUGCAGCUCCAGGAAGGCGGUGCGCAGGGUUUGAACGCGGCUCCUCUCCCGCGCCGCAUUGGCAGCCGCAGGCCGACCUCGUCCGGCCCCGAGACCGCCGGCAUGGAGAACCCCGGCGGCGGCCCGGCGAGAGUCCGGGCUGGAACUCGGGCUGGAGCCGGGGCUGUCAUCCACCACCGUCACCGAGCAAUUGCCGCUGUCCAUCUGGUGCGUCUGUCUCCCAACCAUCUUACAGACCUGAUAAGUUCAUUUUCAUUACUAACAUUUUCUGCGGUUUAGGGUUGUUAGAAUAUUAUUGAAUUAUAGCUAGGUGUUGCGCUUAAAAUCGAAUUUGACAAAUAAACUAGAAUAAACUUUGCCAUGUUAAAAACAGUGGUGAGACUUACCUCUAUUUCUGCAAGUAAGCUUCAUGAAUCCAUUUAUGUAUGCCUCCAAAAAGUGAGGAUCUCUCUUCCAAGGAGGUAAAAUCAAGAUUCAAGUUCACCUUUUAAUUAAUGACCUUCCAAUGUAAGUAUGACUACUUUCCGAGGAGGGCUUAGUUGCGUUUCCAAUCCAAAAGCAGCCUCCUUUUCCCCACCUAAACUCUCAUACUUUUUCACCCACUCUAAUUGGCUGCAACCCUUCUUUUCACUGGCCUAUCAGGAAGUGGCGACUUCUUUAUGCAGUCACAACUGCUGAGGAUGAAAGGCUUGUCCAUCAAAGCACUUCUUGCAAUAGACCGUGAAGACAAACUGAUGAGCACGAUAUGCUUAUUAUCCCUACACCAUUCUUGGACGCAUUGCCUUAAAAAAAAGUGCUGUGCUGCAAUCAACAGAUGAAAUUAUUUUUAGGCUCCUUAAU
Entelurus aequoreus (snake pipefish) is the source of this 3441-nucleotide messenger RNA. RefSeq names its product minichromosome maintenance domain containing 2 (gene mcmdc2). The coding region runs from base 441 to 2474 and encodes 677 amino acids. NCBI's taxonomy places the organism in Eukaryota, Metazoa, Chordata, Actinopteri, Syngnathiformes, Syngnathidae. The record is from RefSeq and is a predicted model, not a curated record. The transcript has 15 exons. Gene Ontology annotation, biological process: double-strand break repair via break-induced replication. Gene Ontology annotation, molecular function: ATP binding; single-stranded DNA helicase activity; DNA binding.